CGCAGAGAACCCAACUGGACGCAAAACAGUUUUGCGCUUCGUAUCUUCAUAUCUCGUGAACGCUUUGCAAUAUUUCGUCACCAGAGGUCUCCACUUGGCCCAGCUGAUCGCAGUUCAUUCGUGUGUGCCGUUGUCAGAAAGUUAUGUCUGUAUCUAUCAUGGAUUCCGACCCAAAGCUCGAAACCGCUCCCUUCGACCCCAGGUUUCCCAACCAGAACCAGACUAGAUACUGCUAUCAGAGCUUCGUCGACUUCCACCGUUGCCAAAAAAUCAAGGGUGAAGAUUAUGAACCCUGCGAGUACUUCAAGAAGGUUUUCAAUUCAGUAUGCCCAGGUGACUGGCUUGAAAGAUGGGGAGACCAGAUUGAAAAUGGCACUUUUGCUGGAAAAAUUUAAAUUCAUCAUGUCAUAUUUUGGUUAGUGUUAAGUGUGUAACUUUUAUAUUUAUGAUGCACAGGUACUGAUGUACGUAUAUAAUAUACAUUAUACAGUAUAUUGUUGUGAUGUGGCCCACUCUCUCCAAUGAUUUUGUAAUCAUGUCAUUGUUCAUUCCAUACAGAUUUUUUUCUCAGUUUUCCCAAAGGUUGGCUAUUUAUGUAGAGAGAGUGAGAGAUCUUUAGCCAUAUUUUUAAAAUAAAAUAUUGUAAGUCAAGUCUGGUGCUUCGUCUUACUGAUACGAUCUGUGCUGUAGAUACAUGUAUAUUGAAAUAUUUCUUUCUGUAGAUAAUGGCAAAAUUUAAUUACCAAUGGAAGUAUACAGGUAAUUUUAUGACUUGAUGUUUAUUCCAAUAAAGUAUGGAAGCCUC
Messenger RNA from Macrobrachium nipponense, 805 nucleotides. RefSeq names its product cytochrome c oxidase subunit 6B2-like (gene COX6B). Gene Ontology annotation, cellular component: respiratory chain complex IV; mitochondrion. Lineage: Eukaryota; Metazoa; Arthropoda; Malacostraca; Decapoda; Palaemonidae. Bases 144 to 395 code for a protein of 83 amino acids. The record is from RefSeq and is a predicted model, not a curated record. The transcript is spliced from 3 exons.